This is a messenger RNA of Maniola jurtina (meadow brown), 1185 nucleotides long. Its product is annotated as tetra-peptide repeat homeobox protein 1-like. Bases 360 to 977 code for a protein of 205 amino acids. The transcript is spliced from 9 exons. NCBI's taxonomy places the organism in Eukaryota, Metazoa, Arthropoda, Insecta, Lepidoptera, Nymphalidae. The record is from RefSeq and is a predicted model, not a curated record.
UUUUGACAGCAUCUGGCAGAUAUUUCGGAAAAUUUGUACAAGAUGGUGGUUUUAUAUAUUAUUUAAGGAAAUUCCUCAAAUAUGUCUUUUAUCGUUUAAUUUUAGUGUAAAAGUUUUUUAUUAUAUUUAUUACUAAAUUUACUGUGACCUAUAAAAGCGAUUUCGAAGAUUAAUUAUGGCGAGAUGUAGAAGUCGUUGUCGAUGUCGUCGUCGUCGUCGUCGGAGGCGAAGAUGCCGCAACACGCGGUGCCGCACCAGAUCUGGAAGGUUUAAGCGCUGCAGGCGCCGUGACCGCCGCUACCCUAUCAGGCGGCCGAGAAGGCGUCGUUGCUGCGCGGCCGUGACUCCUUCAUCUGGAAAUGCAGCUUCCAGGUGUAGAAGUCGCAGCCCCCGCCGCGCUACCAGCUGCAGAAGUCGAAGCCCCCGCCGCGCUACCGGGUACAAAAGUCGAAGUUCCCAGCGCGCUACCGGGUACAGAAGUCGAAGCCCUCGCCGCGCUACCAGGUGCAGAAGUCGCAGCCGUUUACGUUCAAAUUGCCGUUCCCGCUCGAGCUCCUUCAAGAAGUGCAGAUACUGUGACAAGCAGUUUAAAGUACGACGCCCCUCAAGAUCUCGGUCCACGUCCCGGUCCAAGUCCAGUACCAGGUCCAACCCCGGCCCCAGCUCCUAGCAACUAUACUGUGACAAGCAGUUUAAAGUACGACGCCCCUCAAGAUCCCGGUCCACAUCCAGGUCCAAGCCUAGUACCAGGUCCAGGUCCAACCCUGGCCCCAUCUCCUAGCAACUAUACUGUGACAAGCAGUUUAAAGUACGACGCCCCUCAAGAUCCCGGUCCACAUCCAGGUCCAAGCCUAGUACCAGGUCCAGGUCCAACCCUGGCCCCAUCUCCUAGCAACUAUCUUGUCUCGUUUUAUGUCGCCAUUGCAGCUGAUCAGAUAUGUAAAUGUUUUCAGAAAUGUAUUAAGAAAUGGGUAUAGUAAACGACAGGUCGAGACGACGAUCGAGGUAUGAGGCGGGGGGGACGCCGCGCACACCUGCGCUAUCCCGCACCGGGUUUACGCGGGGGCUCUCCCCACCCCGAUUGCCAUCUCAACCAGUCACCUACGAUACUUAUUCGAAAUUCUUUGUAAUAAUAAAAAUAAUCUGUUCAAAAUUUAUUGUGUGAAUAAAUCCUUUGAUAAAAAU